Eucalyptus grandis is the source of this 1181-nucleotide messenger RNA. RefSeq names its product receptor-like serine/threonine-protein kinase SD1-8. The coding region runs from base 16 to 1068 and encodes 350 amino acids. Gene Ontology annotation, molecular function: protein serine/threonine kinase activity; ATP binding. Lineage: Eukaryota; Viridiplantae; Streptophyta; Magnoliopsida; Myrtales; Myrtaceae. The record is from RefSeq and is a predicted model, not a curated record. Gene Ontology annotation, biological process: protein phosphorylation. The transcript has 5 exons.
AAAUGUCAAUUGAACAUGAGUAAGAGAGACUAUUCGAGGGAAAACAAGCCGGAGGAGCUAGAGUUACCAUUGUUCGCUUUCAACGCGAUUGCUUUGGCAACCAAGAACUUCAGCGACGAAAACAAGCUUGGGCAAGGCGGUUUUGGCUGUGUUUACGAGUGUAGGAUUGAAGAAGGCCCAGUAGUGGCGGUCAAAAGGCUCUCGAAGAAUUCCGGGCAGGGAAUGGAAGAAUUCAAGAACGAGGUUCAAUUGAUUGCUCGGCUUCAACACCGAAAUCUCGUGCGACUUAUCAGCUGCUAUGUCGAGAUGGACGAGAAGAUCCUAAUCUACGAGUACAUGGAGCAUAAGAGUCUGGAUUCGGUUCUAUUUAGUAAAACCAAGAGCUCCAUGUUAAAUUGGGAGCGGCGGUUUAACAUCAUUUGCGGGAUCGCUCGAGGUCUUCUUUAUCUUCAUCAGGACUCCAGAUUCAGAAUCAUACAUAGGGAUCUCAAAGCAAGCAACAUCUUGCUCGACGGGGAAUUGAACCGCAAAAUCUCGGACUUUGGCAUGGCUAGGAUUUUUGGUAGAGAUCAGGUCGAGGUGAAUACGAAGAGAGUUGUUGGCACAUAUGGGUACAUGGUCCCAGAAUAUGCCAUGGACGGACAAUUUUCAGAGAAGUCUGAUGUGUUCAGCUUUGGCGUGUUGGUCUUGGAGAUUAUAAGUGGUAAAAAGAACAGGGGAUUCUAUUAUGCGAACAACGAACUGAACCUUCUUGGACAUUCAUGGAAGUUGUGGAAAGAAGGGAAGGGCUUGGAGCUACUGGAUUCAGCAGUGGGAGAUGCAUACUCGAUGAAUGAAGUACUGAGAUGCAUCCAGGUCGGCCUUUUGUGCGUCCAAGAGCAUGCAGAUGAUAGGCCGGUCAUGUCGUCUGUGGUCUUGAUGCUGAGCAGCGAAAACCCAACGAUGCCACACCCUAAAAAUCCCGGCUUUUGCUUAGGAAGGGCUAUAGAGACGGAUUCAUCAUCAAACAAGCAUGACAGGACAUGCACUGUGAACCAAGUUACAGUCACAAUGCUUGAUGCCAGAUAGAGAUCAUUGUCAUACCCCGAUCCAAUACAUUUGUACAUCUGAAACUCCAGAGAUUUCUGUUCAUAUAUAUGUUUUCUCAGUCCUUCCUUCUGCUCAAUUUUUUAUUUUAUUUU